GAUGCUCGGUGGCCGGUGUUGGGCCUCCGUAGGUUUGCAAGUUAAUGGUUGCAAGUACCUGGUCAAACUACAACUGUUGGUUCUCCCUUUCUGUUCUUCCUUGCCUGUCUACCUUUUGUAACCUCCUUCCCCUCCCCGGCAGCCCUUGGAGCUCUCGAAGUACUCUUAGAGAAAAGACCCUCAAAAUAUUCUUCUGUUCCAGAGAUAAAGAAUUCUUCUGUUUUCAAGUGGUAGAAACAAACAUCCUGAACUUUCCUUGCCCUAAAUGGCUGCAGAAGCAAGAAAAUCUUUAGCCCUAGCCCCACUAGACCAGCCUCCUGAAGACCUUGUAAUUGUCAAGGUAGAGGAAGACCAGAGCUGGGACCAAGAAUCUACUCUACAUGAAAAUGACCCUCCUGGCCAAGAACUGUUCCGCUUGCGCUUCAGAAAAUUAUGCUACCAGGAGACACUAGGUCCUCGAGAAGCUCUGAUCCAACUCCGAGCGCUUUGCCAUCAGUGGCUAAGACCAGAUUUGAACACCAAGGAGCAGAUUUUAGAGCUACUGGUGCUUGAACAGUUCUUGACCAUUCUGCCUGAGGAGCUCCAGACUCUAGUUAAAGAACAUCAGCUAGAGAAUGGAGAAGAGGUGGUGACCCUAUUGGAAGAUUUGGAAAAGCAGAUUGACAUAUUAGGACGGCCAGUCCCGGCUGCUGCACAUGGACACAGAGUACUCUGGGAGGAAGCGGCACAUUCAAAAUCUGUACGCAAACUUCCAGAUACUCAGCUCCAACCAUUGGCAGCCCAAUAUAAGUCGUCACUGCUCCAAGGACCACCAGAGAAAGCCAUAUCUACUUCUCAAAGUUCAGCUCCUUCCCAGGAAAGAAGUCCUAGAGACCAGGAGAUGACUGCUACACUUCUCACGGCAGGGUUCCAGACCCUGGAGAAGAUUGAAGACAUGGCUGUGUCCCUAAUUCAAGAAGAAUGGCUUCUUAAUUCAUCACAGAAGGAUCUGAGUAGAGACAACAGGCCAGAGAAUUUAAGAAGUGUGUUCUCCCUGGGUGGUGAAACCAGGAAUGAGAACAAGGAAAUAGCUUCAAAACAGGUAACAUCUACUGGAAUCCAACCACAUGGAGAAGCAGCUGUCAGAUGCAACGGGGAUGUUAUCAGGGGUCUUGAGCAAGGAGAAUCUAAAGACCUUCUGGGCAGAUUAGAGAGGCAGCGAGGAAAUCCCACCCAAGAGAGACGACAUAAAUGUGAUGAAUGUGGGAAGAGCUUUGCUCAGAGUUCAGGCCUUGUUCGUCACUGGAGAAUCCACACUGGGGAGAAACCCUAUCAAUGUAAUGUGUGUGGUAAAGCCUUCAGUUAUAGGUCUGCCCUUCUUUCCCAUCAGGAUAUCCACAACAAAGUAAAACGUUAUCACUGUAAGGAAUGUGGUAAAGCCUUCAGUCAAAACACAGGCCUGAUUCUACACCAGAGAAUCCAUACCGGGGAGAAGCCCUAUCAGUGCAACCAAUGUGGGAAGGCUUUCAGUCAGAGUGCAGGCCUUAUUCUGCACCAGAGAAUCCACAGUGGGGAGAGACCCUAUGAAUGUAAUGAGUGUGGGAAAGCAUUCAGUCAUAGUUCACAUCUCAUUGGACAUCAGAGAAUCCACACUGGAGAGAAACCUUAUGAGUGUGAUGAGUGUGGGAAAACCUUCAGGAGGAGCUCACAUCUUAUUGGCCAUCAGAGAAGCCAUACAGGGGAGAAACCCUACAAAUGCAAUGAGUGUGGGAGGGCCUUCAGUCAAAAGUCGGGCCUUAUUGAACAUCAAAGAAUUCACACUGGAGAAAGACCCUAUAAAUGUAAAGAAUGUGGGAAAGCUUUCAAUGGGAACACUGGCCUUAUUCAGCAUCUGAGAAUUCAUACAGGGGAGAAGCCCUAUCAGUGUAAUGAGUGUGGGAAAGCCUUUAUACAGAGGUCCAGUCUCAUUCGACAUCAGAGAAUCCACAGUGGAGAAAAAUCUGAAUCCACAGGAGUAUAAGAAAAGACUUUGGUAAUUACUAGGGCAUUAUUCUACAUUAGAGAAACCACAUGCUGGUGAGAGAGUUUUCAGUGUAGUAAAAAGGCAGAAAGUUGAUCAUCAUUUGUAACCUUACCUAGUGUCACAAUCAAUUGUGGUGGCAAGGUUAGACUUCAGUAGUUUUAGCCGAGUGCCUUGACGGAGGUUAAUUAACUAUCUUGGAGUUAUCUGAUGGAGUGGAAUGCCUGAUGUAUCAUUUUGGAACUUAAAUAGUAUUGGAGAAGGCUGCUUACUGUGACUUAUGGCACUUAAUUUUGUUUGUUGGGUGAGUAGCUUUAAGUUUGAGAGGGUACUUUACUUAGUUCCUCUACUUCUUCCCAUAUUCUUUGAUCCCUUUCUUCCAUAUAUUCCCAUAAAGAUGUGUUUGUGCUCAUAAUUUGGUCUAAGAAGCUGCUUUGGAGUUAGGAAAAACCUCUGUGUAUGAAGCUCCAUUUGAAUUUAAUAUUCUUUUUUAUUAAUAAAGAUUUAUUGAAAGAUAGAAGGGAAGAGAGAGAACGAGAGCAUCACUCUGGCACAUGCAAUGCUGAGGAUCAACUUGGGACCUUAGGCUUGUAAGUCUGGUGCUCAGGCCACUGCACCACCUCCUGGACUGCAUGCAUUUAACUUUCUAAGAUCCUAGGUCUAAGAUUUUGUAGGCACUUAACAUUUAUGCUUAAGUGUGCAUUUUAUUUUAUACUAAUGUUCCUUAUAGUAAGUGGAAAUUCAUGUUCCCACGCAAAACUCAGAAUGCUAUAUUUUUAACAGAACUCCAGAAUUUUUCUUCAUAAGUCACCUUCACUGACUCCACUGAGUCACUGAGCGCCUAUACGUAUUCUUCACCACUCCCAGUCUCAGUACCUGUGUCAGCAAAGGAAGUGGACGAAUUAGUGAUGGUUGUGGGAAUGAUGCAGAGAAAGAGGUGAGUGGAGACCCAGCCUGGCUGCUCUUGAGCUUGGAUGGUUAUACCUUUCGGUGACUUCUGGCUCUCCUUUCCACCUUCUCACUAUAUACUAUAAGUAUUUACACUACCCUCGUUAUUGCAUCCCAUGGGAGAAAUUGGAAAUGGGUACUUGAAGACAUAAAAGCCCUUACAAAAAAUGUAUACACAUUCCUCUUGACCAAUUAUAGUGCUGUUCUCUUAGGUUCUUAUCUAUCUGCACAUUCUCUAAGUAGUUUCUGAUUUUCAUCAUUACCCUGCACCCACUACCAUAGAUGAUUCAGCAACUCCCUUAUCCUCAUUUUUUUUCUGACAUUAAUAGCAUUAAUAGGCACAAAGGUAAUCUGCUGUGUUAAAGUAUACAAUUCAUAAUCCCUUAUUCUUCUGAACUUUGGUGUAAUACAUUAGACACAAUGCUAAAGUUAUUACCAAGCACUGUGUUUUAUCGUUGAAACUUUCAGUAUAGUGAGACAUUGUAUAAAGUAACGAGUCUGGUUUAAGGUAGCACACCAGAAGGUAGGUUGUUAUUUACAUUGAGCAUUUCUAGUUAGCCAGUAGUGCUGUUAAUCUUAACAAUGCUACCAUUCCUCCAAGUAUUUGGAACAUUCAGAAUUUCUGUUUAUAAUGAACUAUACAAGAUAAGUUUAUUACGCUUGAAUCACAUAUAAUUUUUUCUCUUUAUUUUAUUAUUCAAACACUUUGAAAUUUUGAUUUAUUUUGGUCCUAUUUAUGACCAUAUAUAAACAAAUCUGACAUUUAUUAGAUUUGAUAAAUGACAAAAUUACUAGUUUCUUAUAAACUAUUAUUGAUUUCAUUUUUCUUUUUUAAGAUAGAGACAAAGAGAAAGGGUAAAAGAGACCACAACACCAAAGCUUCCUUUAAUGUGGUGGGGACCAGACUCUCACCUGAGUCACAUACAUGGCAAAGCAACAUACUAUCCAAGUGACCUAUUUCACCUGUCCUAUAUACAAUUUUUUUACCAUUUUACCAUUUGAUUAUGCACUUUUCCAUCAGACUUAUUUGAUUAUGUUGGCUGUUUCCAAAUUGACUUUCAGAAUUGAAAUUCAGUCCAUUAACCCUACUCAGAUAAUAUGAUAUACAUUUUGAUAAAAUAAAAAAAAAAACUCCAGAAAAAGUUAACAGCUUAACUCUGAUUAUCUUAAAAUGAACGAUGCUUAUAAUCAUGAUUUUCUUUUACUGAUUUAAGUGAGCAAAAAAAAAAAAAUAGUCUUACAUUUUAGAGAUCUGCCGUUUGGAUCACAACUUUCUUCCCUAUAACUUCUGGGGAAACACACACACACACACACACACACACACACACACACCCGCGUGCUAAUUACCCACUUUAAUGCCAUAAUCAAGGUUAUCUACACCUAUUUCUUUGAGUCAUUGUGUCUCACCUGUCAUUUAUCAUCCUUAUUUUUUUAACUUUUUAAAAUAGUAAUUUCUCUUUCUCCCCAUAGAGUAUUGUUCCUAAGCCACCUGUACAUCAGAUUUAAAAAAAAAAAGCCAAGGACAUGUAAAUCUCUUUGUCUCUAAAUCCUUGUUCUCUGUUUCAUUGUGCCUUGCCCCAUGUAAGGUAGUAACUUUGCCUGAAGCCAGUACUAUGAUGGGUAUAACUGUCACACAGGAUAGUUACAUCGUCAUGAGACUACAUAUAUACAUGUACCCUCACACAUGCUACCCUUUCACACUUAUCUCCAUUUCCACAGAAAAUUCUUUAGGUAGAGUAUAUAUUUAAUUAACUGGAGAGAUAACAACUAACAUCUCUCUACCCAGAAUGAUCAGAUUCACUAAUUUACUAAACAUCUGGAAAAAUUUCAAAGAAAAGCAAUAGGAGUAUAAAGAUUAUUAUUAUUCUGGAUUGAACAUGAGAAAAGAUUGUGACUCAAAAGAACUGUAAAGGUUGAUUCAGCACAAGUAACAUGCUGAGUAAAAUAGUAGAUAUGGCUGUCAUUUGGAGACAUAACUAGAAGUUCAUUCUUGUUCUCCACUUCUGGUAGUGGACCAUAUUUUAAGCCCCUAACUACAAGUGAAAUGCACUAGAUUCCUUUAUAAUGCAGCUACUAUUUUUGUAUUCUUAAAAUGAACUAUUUACCAAUACUUUCUUUUUUACUAUCCUCAGCUUCUUGUUUUAGGACCUGGAAUGAUAAAGUGAUUUUUCUGUAACUUUUGCUGUCUAAUGACAGACAUAUUAGGUUGUUUUGUUUUGUUAAUUUUUUUCCCCCUUACCAGAGCACUGCUUAGCUCUGGCUUAUGGUGGUAAAAGGGGUUAAACCUGGGACUUUGGAGCCUCAGGCAUGAGUGUCUCUUUGUAUAACCAUUAUGCUAUCUACCCCCGCCCCACAUGUUUGGUUUUGAAGACUUCUUUCAUGGAUCAAAGUGGCAGUACUCAAAUGUGGUAGUUGAUUGUCAUACAGAGCAAUUAACUUUACUCUUGGUUCUGAGGUUCUAGUCAAUAAUAGCUAGCAUUUAUUGAGCACUCUGUGUGUAUCAAACCCUAUAUUAAGUAUUUCUUGUGUUUAUGACAAAUGGUAGUAUAUCCCCUAUUUUGCAGAUGAAGAAAGAAGAAUUAGAAAGUUGUAGGAGCUCACCAAAAUCACAUGGUGAAGUGAUAGAUCAGGAAUUCUAACCUUCAGUAUGAUUCUUGAGUCAGUGCUUCUGAGCACAGUGAUGCAUGUAUCUAAUGAAUACCUACCACUGACUGUUUAAAAAUUAUGUUUCCCUGAUAAUAAGAGAUUUGGGGGAAGGGAAAGUGCAGUAAAGUGUUAAAUCCAUUAAAAUUACUGGAAAAUUGAUUGAAAGUGACAUUUUGACUUAUAAUUUUAUCAUCUUUAAUCUGCAAUCAUGUUGAUUUUUUGGAAUAAGAUAAAUUGUGCACAUAAAACAUUUAAUCCACUAACUGGGAGGAUAAGGCAAUAACACAGAUUCAAAUGCAAUUCUCUCUUAAUUGGACAAGUGAAAAUAGUAUUGUGGAAAGAUAUCCAUACAACACACCAGGCAGAUAGAUAAGAUGUCAGUAUUAAGUUCAUUUACAGUAUAAAGUGGAACAAAUCUUCAGCCUCAUUGCCCGUUUCCAACUCCCACUCUCUUUUUUUUUCUGUCUUUCAUGAUUUUUCAAACAGAUCAACCCUAUUUCUUCAUUAAUCUAUUCUUAAAACUUCUUCCUGACUUUUGUAUUUGGCACCACAAUGUAAUAUUCUCAAAACCACUGGUAGAUAAAUAUUAAGUUCUUUUCUUAGUUCUUGUCCUUCUUGAGCUAUCUUUCAUACUGUUGAGUUUCCUCUACACCUCAGGAAUUCUCUUCUUACUCAGCUUAUGGAGUCCUAUCUGGGUUUUUUUUUUUCUCAAGUUUCUAGCUUUUCUUUAUUAACAUUUGUUUUCUUUGCUUUCUUCAGAAUAGUCCUCUAUCCUGACUUUAUUCACUGUUUGUUCUGUAUUCCUGUUUUGAUUAUUUAUACUUAUCUUCUGUGUUUUAAUAAUGUAAUAUUUCCCAACAUAAAGGUUAUUGCUCAAUGUGUAGACUUUCCAUAGGUACCUAUUCGACAUGGUAUUUGAAAACAGAGCUCAUCACUCUUCUAUUUUUGUUUCACUUUCUUUUUUAUUUUUUUUUUUACGUCAUCCUAAGCCAUCUUAUGAAUUUCUUAUCCCAGUCUUGCUAAGUUGUUCCAAACUGUAAGUCUUUCUUGAAGCUGGAUCUUUUACAUUCCUGCCAUCCUCUCUUCCCCCUUUCUUGUCCCUCAUAGCCUUUUGUGUUAGUCCAUACAUAGCAUAUGAAGUCAAGGUCAUUGUGAGUCUUUUCCAAUUUGCUUGCAUUCUGCAUCUUCAUCUUAUAUGCAUCUAAAAUGAUUCUGCUCAACUCAGUUUUCAUGACUUUUCAUUUUCACAUGACUAUCCACCAUUUUCUUCUCUUAAAAAAAAAAAAAAAGAUUUAUUUAGUAGUAAUGAGUAGGAUAAAAAGAACCAGAGGAUCAAGCUGGUACAAAAAUGACCAGGAUUAAACUCAGGGCCUCAUGUUGGAGAGUCCAAUGCUUUGUCCACUGUGCCAUUUCCCUCAUAAUUCUUACCAGAGCAGUGGUAUUCCAGGUUCUCCAUUAUUUUGCCUUUCAUUCUCAAGAUGCCUCAGUUACCUUACUUUCUAGCUUGUCCAACUUGAUUCAUCACAUACAAACUUCUUGCAGCCUUCCACUAUGGUCUUAUAAGCCCUUGCUUCGGUGCCUUUCUCAUGCUAUUCCUUUCACUUAGAUUGCUCAGACCCCAUGCUCAGACCCCAGCUCACUUUCACCAUUCUCUUCAAAACCCCACUUCUGUGUAUAUUCUGAGUGAGCUCUCCCUGAGUCAAGCCACUUCACAUUGAAACCUCCCUUAUUCUUUGCUGCCUCAGAACCUAUCCUUUGAGUUUGUAUUGUGGCCCAUGCAGUUACUAAUAUCUUGCUUUAUAGUUAUUUUCUAGAAUUCUGCACUGUAGUGUCACAUUUGUAUUUAUUUCUAAAAUUAAAUUGUAAGCUCCUUGAGGGCAGGAACAACUUUUACAUUUGUACCUCUGCACCCCCUAGUGCCUAGUGCAGUGCUGAGCACACAGUAGGCAUUUAAUAAAUGCUUGUCACUUUAUUGUA
Molecule: messenger RNA, 7570 nt
Organism: Erinaceus europaeus (western European hedgehog)
Lineage: Eukaryota; Metazoa; Chordata; Mammalia; Eulipotyphla; Erinaceidae
Gene: ZKSCAN8
Product: zinc finger with KRAB and SCAN domains 8
Exons: 6
Coding region: 266-1999 (577 amino acids)
Biological process (GO): central nervous system development; regulation of transcription by RNA polymerase II
Cellular component (GO): nucleus
Molecular function (GO): RNA polymerase II cis-regulatory region sequence-specific DNA binding; DNA-binding transcription factor activity, RNA polymerase II-specific
Source: RefSeq, a predicted model, not a curated record